AGUGUGUAUGUGUGUACUCUGUGGCCGAGGGAGAGCCACGCGGAAACUCGACGGAGCGGCAUUUCGGGCGCGCGACGACGACGCGUCGUAGAAGUCGCGAAACAGCAGCCGAGAUUCGCGUUUGAGGAACGCGUUUCACGCAACGUGCGCUCGCGACCGCAUUCACGACGGACCCUGUGAACGGACGGACGGACAGACGGGAGGAGACCGCGAACAAGGAGGAGCAAGGCGGAGGAGAAGCAAAUGCGUCUGGCUGUGGCGCGGCACGCACACACGGACGACACGACUCGUACGACGGAGAUCGCGGGGGAGGGAACGAGAGGGGUUGGUGGUGGUGGUGGUGGUGGAUAUACCGGGAGGUGUAGUGCCGCCGCGCCGCGCCUGACAGUCCACGCGGUCCCGUCCCCGAAAAACACUCUCGCCACGCUAUACACACGCGAGGACCGCGCCGUGUUUCACUCGGAACGCGAGCGCCACUGGCAAUGUCGGGAAGUGACAGCCCAACAUUCUUUCACGGCCAGCCCUGGUCCAGCUGGAUCGAAAGAAUCGGACGUGACAAGCCGCUGAGUGAUGAGGAAACAGAAACUCAACCAUCAAGCUCAGUCACACGUCUUGCUGUAGAAGAUAUCGACCUAUAUGGCUUCUGUCCCGAGAGAGACACUUUUUACGGAGUGGUAUGUGAAAUAUGCGAUGCCAUAGUGAAACCACAAGCUCUUAUUCAACAUAUGGAGAGUCGCCAUUCUUCCGGCACGGCGAAUUUUCCGCCACCUCCUACCCCGACCACGAAACCAUCCGUGAAAAUUCCCUACUGUAAGGUGUCCAAGCUGAAGAAAACUACCCAAUCGUCCCCAUCUCCUUCAACAGCGUCAUCAGCAUCAUCAUUAUUAUCGUUAUCGUCUUCAUCAUCAUCUUCUUCUACCACUACUUCUACUUCCACUGCAUCUUCUUCGAUAUCCGUCAUCGGCACGAAAUUGAAUCACGCAAGUGUGAAACGUACUACAGAUCAGACAAGCCUGUCUGUAGGUAACACCUUGUCGAUCUCUUCGUCACCCCGAUCGCCCCUCGAAUCGAUCCCGGUGCAGACCAGUACUACCUCCUGUAAUGUGGCCGGCCCCUCGAAUAUCACCGUCGCGUCGACGAGCGGCGGCAGUGCGGGGAAAAGUCCCGUCAUCAGUGGUAACGGAAGUAGUGGCCAACCGCGCCGUAAGAGACUUAAAACGGAUCGCUCGCUACUCAAGGACCGCGAGUACGAUCCCGAUCGGCACUGUGGUGUCCAGAUCGACGAGACCGGCAAACCCUGCACCAGGUCGCUCACGUGCAAGGCGCACACCGUUUCGAUGCGCCGAAUAGUUGGCGGCCGCAGUAAAACCUUCGACAAGCUCCUCGCGGAACACCGCGCCGCGAAGGAGCAACCGAACAGCGGCAGCAGCAGCCGGCAGACAACGAAGGUGACGGUUGCUGGCGCCGUCACCGUGUCCUCCUCGGUCGCGUCCAGCCUAAACAAUCCCCACGCCCCCAACACCCCAGUAUCCAUUGUCGAGCCGGAAGCGCCAAGUUCACCACCCGUAUUAUCGUUGCCAGACGAGUAUCCACUGCCAAAGGCUGUUGAUAUGCUUUAUCGGUGUCUGGCCCCGCAUGGCUCCACCCAACCUACAAAACUCGAAGAGGACUUCGCCAACGCAGAGGAGUUGCGGAAUCUAGAGUCCACACUGGUGGUCAACUCUACCAUUGCCGGGGGCAGCGUGUCGCAGCAACAACCACAGCAACAUCAGCAGCAGCAGCAGCACCCACACCAGCAGCAGUCGGGCUCGAUGAUGACACCGAUAUCUGUGAUGUUACCGUCGUUGUCUCCGCUACCCGGCGUCAACAGCGAGGAAUCACCGGUGGCCACCUUGAUACCGAACACCACCACGACGUCCGCGAUGCCAGUUGUGCCGGCACCACUGCCAGCUGCUUGCGUACAACCGCCUACGGUUGUUGCUACGGUACUUGAGGGUGAGACCCCCGUGGACAUCGAUGCCGAAGCCAUGUCCAUGUACUCGCCCGUCUAUUCUGCUGCGAAGGACGCCAAGUCGCAGCUAGUGAUGCAGAUGCAGCCACGAUCGAACAGCCACUCGCAAUCGUCCGUUGCGUCCAGGAAUUACCAGCAGAUACAAGCCUCCAUGCCGAAUCUGAGCCUGUUCGAACCGAUGGAACAGUUGGAGCAGCAACAUGCCAGUCAGAUCAACGGCAAGAGGCUGAACCACGCGAGUCCGGUGUCGUCACGGCAGCAUAAGAGGUACAAAUCGCAGCACAUGGAUCUGUCCUCGUGCCAGCCGUCCCAGGACUUCUCUACGUCAGCGUCGAUUCAAGUGGAGGCGACGACUACGUCGUCGCCGUAUCCGCAUUUCGGCGACAUAUCCUGGUCGAACUGUCACCCAGAGCCACUGGCGGUCACCCGGUGGCUUCGUAUCUCGUCCAGCCGCAAGCAGUACAACUUCAAUAUUCACUGACACAAGACCCCACCCACCCCGGGCUGAGGACCGUGCGCCGCGGGCGUCACUUGUCUACCUCCUUCCUCUCGCGAGAUCUUCUUCGUCAUCGCCGCCCACAUCGUCGUCAUCCUAGUCGUCGUCAUCAUCGUCGUCGUUGUCGGCUCCGUCGCCGCUGAUGUCGCGUCCGCAGCCCGUCGAGGAGGGAAGGUGUUCUUGUUCUUUCUGCUAUUGCCACGAUGUGAGUACUGCGCGUACGAGUGACGAGUAUCCUCGUGCGCGACCAAGCCGGCGCAAAUGGAGUAAAUGGCAUACGUUUGUCCACCUGGACGCCCUGAACAGCAUCUUGGAAGAUGUUCGUUUACAUCGCGUUUAAGCGUAAUGCGACUAUUCGCUCUAGCGUAGCGCCAAAGUUUUUUCAGCCUCAGUUCACGAGCAUGUCGAUCGCCGUGGCAGACCAGCCGACCGGUGGUCCAUGACGAUCGCGUGUCUGGACGUGUACCUGAACUCAAGGAACUUGACAAAGAAAAGGAAAGAAAGGGUCGAUGUGUAUCCCACUUUGGUUUGCUCGCGGGAUUUAUAACGUAGGAGAAAAAGAGAGCGCGAAUGAGUGUGCAAUUUUAAUCAUGAACGAAUGAAUGUAACCGCGGUACCGUUUCUAACAUUUCUGCACAGGAUUUUCGCAGUAUAUUGUGUGCCGUUUGUGUGACUUAUAUUGUACUGCUUGUGACGCUGCAGAACAUUCCUAUUCUCUCUUUUUAGCGACGCGCGUCACACAGCUUCCUCGCUUGUGAUUACAAGGCUUGGGAGCUCAUUAUUAAGUAAUUCCUGGAAGGUGCUCUUUCAAAUAGAAAUUUUGCGUUUGGCAUAGGGGGGUAUUAUAUCCAUGCUAUGUUGCAAUUCGAAAAAAUUGAACGUUCUUGUCGGAUGAAUGUAAUUCCCUUUUGAUUGCAGCACGCCUACGUUCUAGUAGAUUCAUUCAUAAUUUUUAUUCGGUUAUCGAAAUUUUUUGAAAUUAUUAGACACGGCAUCGUGAGUUAUUUUUGUUACUCGUAUUGCCGUGUAGACGUUUCGAGGAGUUAAGAUCCUCUUUCAACAAGCUGCAUCAUGAUUCGAGGGGAUACCCUCUUGUAAUUUUUAUACUUUUGGAAUCCAGAUUGAGUAUAUUCUUUAUAAAUUGCUGCACGUUACCAGACUCCAAAAGCUUUAUCGAAUGAAGAGUUUGCCCAUGGAAUCCUCUUGAGCGAUAAAAUUAUGAUGAGCACGUGAUUGUUCUAAGUGCAGAAUGCUGCCGUGCAUUCCGCAUCUUCUUUUUAUUCAUUGAAUUUUGUACAUAGAUCACAGAUUAUCACACUACUUGUUUCAUAUUGUACAUAGAAAAGUAUUUAACGUUGGCUACAUACACGGUAUUUGCAUAGGAAAAAAGAAGAAAAAAAAAGGACUUCUCUCCCCCGUAACGUGAACGGCGUGCAGCGAGCCUCGAUUGUACAUACGGUGUGUAUAUACAUAUACAUAUAUAUAUAUUUUUUAUCGAUCACGAUCUCUUAAACCUUUUACGUAUGUGUGUGUGUGUACUCCGGACAUGAAGCGCCAUUUAUUUAACGUUAUAUCCGCUUCUUUCUUCUUUUUUUUUUACCGUUUUCGCAGCAGGUUCUAACAGAAAUCAUACAUAGCUCCGUGUGAUUUAUUUUCGAACGUGGCUUCAUCCUGCGUCGCUGGAUUUCGUGACGGGAUGAGACCGGUUUGCGACGUAAAUACAGAUGACAAGAAGAAUCGUUUCUUUCGCGUGAAUUGCGUCUCGGUGUAUAAAUUGAAAGAGCCAGUGGACACAAGCUGAAUUCUAUCGAUCUUAAUCUAGCAAAAGUGGAUGGUCUUUGAGCGUUUCGCAAAAUUGUGACAAAUCUGCUCCUGUCCACUGGUCCUCUCAAUAAUAGCCAAUUCAGAACUCGUCUCCACUCACGGAUGCGAAUUUAUUAACAGAAUUGUAUACGCGUGAAUCUACGCGGCGCGAGCGACUGCACGGUGCGAUCAAUCAUUAUUAUACUAAUUAAACCUGACGCUGAUUAUGAACAAUGUAAUUAUACAUUAUUUCAACAUAAUGUAUCUAUCAGUACAUGGCAUUCUAAUGAGUGAUAUGUGAAUUGACAGAAUUGUUCAAAUUUCGAUUUUUUGCUAAAAUUGUGAUGUAAAUUUGUUCCUCUUUAUCAUUCUGAUACAGAUGAUCGAUCGUUAAUCGAGCAGGUCGUAAGCGUAACCACGUGGGUUUUCGCACAGCUCCGAACCAACAGAUUAUUGAGCUACGCGAUCCCGCUAUGUUUAAUCCAAGACAAUUAUUUAUUUUUAUACGUACUCGUUGAUUUUUGCAUCUCCGCGCACUACAGUUUCCUCCCUUGGAGAAGAGGGCGGAGAAGGGCGCGCGACUAAGCUAGUAGCGAUUGCGGCAGGACGCAUAUACGCGAACUUCUUAUCAUAGAUUGUGAUAUUUAACUGUUAACGACUAGUAGAAUAAUUGUACAUGUGUCUCUAUGUGUUCGGCGGCAGAAAACUGCGUAACGCGUUGCGAUUUCUUUCUUUUCCUGACAAGAGAUGCGCUCGUGUACGUGUGCGUAUGUGUAUGUGUGUGUGUGUAAGCGUCUGUGCGUAAGAGCGUUUUCGUGCCGUCUCUCGUCGAUUUCGCCUUAUCCUUUAUUAGAGGAAGAAAGGAAACACUAAUAAUGGAGAUCUAAUCUGCGUUAUUCCGCUUAAUUGUGCUCGUGUUGACGAACGAAUUCCUUUAUUAACGAGCGUAGUGAGAAAAUUAGGAGAAGAAAAAGAAAUUAGGCCAGCUUGCGAUAAUCAUUGUUUGGACGAGGAGGCAGAGGGGUGGGAUACGUCACGUACGCGUCACGUUUAAUAUCAGAUAACAGAAGGCCCUUGAAUUUUCCUCGAUUAUUGCGCAGUACACACAAAGCGAUGCUUCACACCGUCGCCGCUGAUCCUCUUUUGGCUACCUGAAUACCGUGAUAACUUGUACAUAAAUCGUGUAAGAGCAAUUAAUUAAUUAAUUAAUUACCCGUGUACCUACGGACAUCAAUUAGCCGCAGUUAGUUGUGUAAGGGUGUGUAAUAACAUGUAACAUACAUGUAACUGUGCGAACGAUAAAGGAAGGAAGGAAAGGAUCCCGCUGGAACUCGUAGGCAUGAAGCUCUGUGCUGGCGUAUUUAGCAUUAAUCGUGGUCCUCUGUGGUCAUCCGAAAUGAUAAUCGCGCAGCCACAUUUAACGCUAAAUGCGACACUAUCGAUGCCGAGCUUCGCCUAUUAAAAAUGAUGAGAAUCGGGCAGCUACAGUUUCGCAGUUUUCCUUAAAAACCAUUUCUGUGCAUGUGUACCACCAUCUGAAUUUGUGUUCAUUGCUCGGCACGAGACGGGAUCAUACCAGUGCGUUCCGAGGGGUUCCGAGAUAUGAUAAGUUAAAGAGAACUUGCUUCCCAGUCGAGAGUGACUCGACGAUCGGAUUUUCCAUCAUUCACUAUCCCGCAGAGCAAUAAUACAGUAUGUUCCACGACUGAGCGAGUUAACAAUAAUAAUUUUAUUAAUUGUAAGCUACAUGUGUGUGAAGGAGCAUUCGUGUUCUGGGAGCUUUCGCGUUUCUCAUAGUUGUCGAAAUGAAGAUCAGAGAGCGUCGACCGGUGCUGGCUGCAUCACUUUGAAUCAGUCCUUUUAAAAAAUUAGUGAAUUAUGAAUCGUGGAAGUAGUUCGGAAGAAACAUUUUACGCGAAGAAUUGAGAAUUAUGAAAUUUUCGCAUUUACGAAAUCGUAAACAGUUUUCAUGAUUCUUAAGAAUUUUUUAAAUUUCUGUCGUCAAAGCACAUUAAUUUCCUAGUCAGAAUUAAAAUACAAUAAAUAAAAAUGUUCUUUCUUUAAUUAUUACUGACUGGAGAAAGGACUAGAAGAAAGUAAAAUUCUAAAUCAUUUCUAAAUUCGAAAAAAAAGUGCGUAAAGUUUUCUUAAUUCACUUGCUUUCUGUGUGAAAGUGAAACACAGAUCGAAUCACUUCGACAUUACCUAAGAAAGUUCCAUUUUAUUCUAAGACAAAGAGAACGAAGAAAGAGAGAAAAGAAAGAGAGAAGCGACUUGACAAUUGUAUCUUUUCUUCGACUCGACUUCCGCUUACUUCGUUAGCGUGUGCGUGCGUACUGCAGAAAGCGAAUAAUGUUUUAAUUAUUCUAACGAAUCCGCGCGUGAAACUGUGGUGCGGCGGAUGAUACACGGCAAAUUGAUUAAGACUGAUAUAUUGAUGAGGGGGAAGGGACUCAUCCGUCGAAUUUAGAAUGUCGAUGAUUUCUAGCGAAUUCUUUUUGUACAGAUUUCUUCUCAAAGUAGCGAGGUAUAAUGUUCACUUAAUUUCCAACCGGUGGUGUAUUGCUUUAUCAUGUUGCUGAAAACAUGUGCACGUUACCGUCAGAAUGAUGAAUGAUUGAUCUGUUUGUUUCUUUGACACUGUAAUUUUACGUGGUGAAUUUAAGAAAAAACGAAAGAGAAAAAUUACUCCGAAUUUAUCGCAAAGCAAGAUAUUUUGUGGCAUUUAAUUUAAAUAUAUGUUUUAUAUUUAUUUGUAAAUCCCGAUCUCUUUUCAUUUGUCCGCUUACCUCAUACCCAUUCGUAGAUUUAUUUCUUGUUUCUUCCACGCGUGCGUGUAGCUAAAUGAACUUUCGUGCGAUGAGAUUAGAGACGUGAGGCUGGUACAGGUUUGCAUGGCAUCAUGCAUACUGUUGCUUGUUACCACAUAUCAAUCACUGUAAAUAUUGUGCGAUAUUUCGAUUAUGUCGUAUUAUCGAUGUGUUGUAAUGAUUAUUCGAUUAGUGCGACGUGUAUAAUUACCGAGUAUUUGAGAUUGUACCAUGUGAUUUCGUAAUCCCGCUAUCUAUUAUUAAUGUACAAACUUUAUUAAAACGUCACUCGCGCAACGGAUUCAAGAUAUUAGUGGGAUUCAUCUAAUCUGUGAGGAUGUUCUCUCUACGUGUUUCUGAAGAAAUUAAUCAUAUAAAUUCUUUAAAAAAAAGUUGCGUUUUAUACAUAUCUUUUAAUCGAUUUAAAAGACGAGAAGAGAAACUCAGUAGCAACAUUAUAUUUCUCGCCUAACUGAAGAUUAAUCCUAAAUCCUUACGAGAAUAGAGUGCUGCUGCUGACAUACAUUAUUUUCGGGAUAGUCUGUCUAGGUCGUUGCCACCAACUAAAAUAUAUGCAUACUUUUAUUGCUCCCUUUAUCCUCGUGGUCGAAGUUACGUAAAUACGUAGAGAGACCAUAGAUUGACCAAGGGAACGUAAUACCCGAAGGAUCAUCCUUAUUCAAUGAUGAUUUUUCAGUGUAUAACAUAUGUACUGCAUUCGUUGGUGGUAUGAGAAUCGAUCAGCGUGCAUUUUACGCAAAAAUUUGUUUAUAGAAUAUCUUUUCAGUAUUUAUAAACUGAUUUAAUCGUGCGUGUGCGUAGAAAAUAAUUAUUAAAAAUUAUUCAAAUUAGACGCGGAAAUAUAUAUGAGAUACUUGGUGGUGCAGUAUCUUUUAAAGAUUGAUAUGAUAUUAAAAUUAAUCCUAUCAUUAGCAUCAUAUUAUCGAAUCAAAAGAAUCUUUUGUAAAAAGAAAAAUAUAUAUUAUUCAUGAAACCUAAAUUUAACUGUUCACAUUUAAAAUAUUUUAUGCUAUUGUUGCUAAUUUACUGAUAGCUUUCGUCAAAAUUGAAACUGUCUUCUACUUUACUUAUUAAUUUAUCGUGCGAAAAAAAAUUAAUAAGCGUAAAAAUUAAUAAAAGUCUCUUAAAUCUCAUGCUUAUCCAACCUUUUUUAAGCUUUGGCUGAUAAACGACAUACAGUCAACUGAAUGUUUACUACGGUUCGUAUACGGAAAGCGAAGCGAUUUCUCAGUCAUACACGACCUUUGACACCUCUUCAUAUGCACAUUUAGGCGAUGUUUCUGAAACGCUAAGCGAUUACACCGAAUAUCAAUUUGAAAAUUGCGCAAUACGCUCGUAGCGAGAGAAAGCGUUCGAUGUGACCGCUUACACUUUUACUUUUUUAACGCGUGUGCGGUGUUCUCGUCCCGUAAGGUCUUCGCCGUAGGCCCAUGCGAAGGUCUUCGACUUUUACGUAGAUAAUAUCGACGUUUCCAUCAUUAAGCAGCACACUGUAAUGUCACUGUAAGGAAAACUGGAAUGAUACGAAUGGGCGGAGCACGACUCGGCUCGCUAGCGCUCGUGAUCACGUUCUUCUCAGGUAUUUAGCGUGUUUGUGAAUCACGUAAUUCCUUCCCAUAAUCGCUGUUAUUGCUAGCCGAUCGCCAUUGAAAGGGCUUGUACAAUAAACACCUUUUCUCCCCAAAUGAUCGAUUCCUCCCACGAGCACGAGUCGAGAUGUCCGCGAUACAAACGUCGACGAGUACACGUACUUCGAACGUCCGUGUUUAUUGCACGAUACACUUUUGUAAGUUUUCUAGACGAUCGCUUUUUUAUUACUUCACGUCUCAACAAGCAAUACGUCUCUCCGGAGUCUGCACGGGUCUCGCGUUUCCGCGCGGAGGAUCCUUCACAGAACCGAAUUUUCUGGGGGUGCAGAAAAUUACCGAAGUCAAUUCUCCAAAGAAUCUCUAUAAUAUAUAUAUAUUCUGUAUAUUUAUUUCGACGAGCAAUAUUUUUAUCCCGCGGGGGGAUCCCUGGUACACGCGAAUCGCGGGACGAGUGCGUACUUGCGAUUUUCGUAGAGUAAAACAGAAUGGACAUGCGUUUUUCCGUUCACCGCGAGGGUUGACGUGUCGUUCGCGUUGAUAGGACAGACAGAAUCUGAAAGUAUUCCAGUGCGAGAGGAACGAGCGAAUUUUUCAGACAUUACGUAUAUUCCUAAGAGUGGAAAUUCCUAUUCGCGUAAGGAGAUUCACGUAUCCCAUAACGCUUUCCGCGCGAUUCACUACUCAAAAAAGUAUUACUGUAAAAUUUUAAUGUUAAGAGGCGCGAGGCGGAUGCCGAAGAGUGUCGGUAAGCAAACUCCUACCGCCUGACCUCGAUCAUGCUCGAUGAGUUAAUCCUAUAUCGCCAAGAGAUAAUCGAUUAUAUUAUAAUAAUAUAAGCCGAACGUCGUGGUGUGAAUUUUGUCGGAUGCACUCUGAUCCGAGUCGGACUAAUCUUGUAUGAACGUCACUUAAACUUCCUUUUCCUCACUUUUGUCGAGAAUGUCUGUGGAUGUUAACAUAGAUGCGCGUUUCCGGUACGUUUACUCGAGACAGUUGGAGCAGUAUUACGCGACGAUUUAUUGUACGAGCGAUUUUCGCGAGGCUCGCCGUUCGAUUACACAGAAAAAGCCACAUGUAACGAAACCAUAGGGUAUAUUCUCUAUAUAAUAUAUAUACGACAGAUAGCCAUUUAAUUCUUGACUACUUUAUAUCGCGACAAGUAAGAGAGGGAGAGCGAGAGAAACUAUGACUGUGGAAGCGGAGAAUCGAGUGUCUCGUGCGACAGUGUGCAUUGAGAGAGAGAGAAAAAGAGAGAGAGGGAACCUCCUUUACGAUCACCAGGAACAGUAUUGUUACACAGUUGAUCGUUACAUGUGCAUAAAAGCUUUGGAAAUAAAACAACCUGAAUCACAA
This is a messenger RNA of Ooceraea biroi (clonal raider ant), 10083 nucleotides long. RefSeq names its product ataxin-7. NCBI's taxonomy places the organism in Eukaryota, Metazoa, Arthropoda, Insecta, Hymenoptera, Formicidae. The record is from RefSeq and is a predicted model, not a curated record.